UCUGAGGCAAAGGGAGAAAAACAACAGGAAGCAGCUCAAGACAGACAGCAUCGGGCUCAGAGCAAGGGGAAGUGGGCAGAGAUUCCCUAAGGACUGGGGCAAUCCCGGAGCCAACCCGAUUUGAGAAGCAGGCAACAGGAUGCUGGGGCUCAAAGCUGGGUUGCUGCUGUUGCUGCUGCUCUGGACUGCUCAGGGCCGGGCUGUGCCUGGGGACAGCAGCCCCGCCUGGACUCAGUGCCAGCAGCUCUCCCAGAAGCUCUGCACACUGGCCUGGAGUGCACAUCCCCAGAUGGGACCCAUGGAGCUACUAAGAGAAGAGGGAGAUGAAGAGACUACCAGUGACGAUGUCCCCCAUAUCCAGUGUGAAGAUGGCUGUGACCCCCAGGGACUAAGGGACAACACUCAGUUCUGCCUGCAGAGGAUCCGCCAGGGUUUGUUUUUUUACGAGAAGCUGUUGGGCUCAGACAUUUUCACAGGGGAGCCGGCUCUCCUCCCUGACGGCCCUGUGGGUCAGCUUCACGCCUCUCUCCUGGGCCUCAGCCAACUCCUGCAGCCCGAGGGUCACCACCGGGAGACUCCGCAGACCCCGAGCCUCCAUCCCAGCCAGCCAUGGCAGCGCCGCCUCCUCCGCUUCAAGAUCCUUCGCAGCCUCCAGGCCUUUUUGGCCGUGGCUGCCCGAGUCUUUGCCCAUGGAGCGGCAACUCUGAGCCCCUAAGGCUACCAGCUUGAGGAUGGCACCCAGAGCUCUUGGCUCAGUGGUGCCAAGACAAAUCUAGUGCCCCAGACAACUGUGCACUAACAGUCCAUCACUUCCAGUGGACUUGCAAAUGUUGAAAAAUUUAUCAACUGACUGACUUAUGAUGCUGACUUAUGACAAAGCUGAGUAUUUAUUAGGUGGGAGGGGAAACUCUGGGACUAUUUAUUCUCAUGGGAGCAGUUCAAGGAUUAUUUAUUAUAUUUAUACUGAAUUAUGUAUUUUUUCCAAUAAAGACUUAUUUAUGUGCCUA
Oryctolagus cuniculus (rabbit) is the source of this 1007-nucleotide messenger RNA. It is a transcript of the gene IL23A, whose product is annotated as interleukin 23 subunit alpha. The record is from RefSeq and is a predicted model, not a curated record. Gene Ontology annotation, biological process: positive regulation of T cell proliferation; positive regulation of T-helper 17 cell lineage commitment; immune response. Gene Ontology annotation, molecular function: cytokine activity. Gene Ontology annotation, cellular component: extracellular region; interleukin-23 complex. Lineage: Eukaryota; Metazoa; Chordata; Mammalia; Lagomorpha; Leporidae.